Molecule: messenger RNA, 2174 nt
Organism: Oxyura jamaicensis (ruddy duck)
Lineage: Eukaryota; Metazoa; Chordata; Aves; Anseriformes; Anatidae
Gene: TRAPPC3
Product: trafficking protein particle complex 3
Exons: 7
Coding region: 71-661 (196 amino acids)
Biological process (GO): intra-Golgi vesicle-mediated transport; endoplasmic reticulum to Golgi vesicle-mediated transport
Cellular component (GO): cytosol; cis-Golgi network membrane; TRAPP complex
Source: RefSeq, a predicted model, not a curated record
GUGGUGCUUUGCGCGGCGGCCGGGCGAGGCAGCGGGCCGGGCAGGGCCGGGCCGGGCCGAGCCGUGCAGGAUGUCGCGCCAGGCCGGCCGCGGCACCGAGAGCAAGAAAAUGUACUGGUAUUUGCCAUUCAUUUCACCUUCUGCAUCUAUGCAUCUCAUGAACUCGGAGCUCUUCACGCUGACGUACGGCGCUCUGGUCACCCAGCUGUGCAAGGACUACGAGAACGACGAGGACGUCAACAAGCAGCUCGACAAAAUGGGUUACAACAUAGGUGUUCGGCUGAUAGAAGACUUCCUGGCGCGGUCCAACGUUGGGAGAUGCCACGAUUUCCGUGAAACCGCAGAUGUUAUUGCAAAGAUAGCGUUUAAAAUGUACCUGGGCAUCACCCCGAGCAUCACCAACUGGAGUCCUGGCGGUGACGAGUUCUCCCUGAUCUUGGAAAACAACCCCUUGGUGGACUUCGUGGAGCUCCCUGACAACCACUCAACUCUCAUCUAUUCCAACCUGCUGUGUGGAGUGCUGCGGGGUGCCCUGGAAAUGGUGCAGAUGGCCGUGGAUGUGAAGUUUGUCCAGGACACGCUGAAAGGGGACAGCGUCACAGAAAUCCGAAUGAAGUUCAUCAGGAGGAUUGAAGACAACCUCCCAGCUGGCGAGGAGUGAAACGCCGCCCAGUCUCCCUUUGGGACUGGGGGGGACCAGCUGGUUUUGGCCGUUAGCUUUCACCACAGAUCUGUAGGGAUCUAGUGCCCCUGUACGUUCAGACUGACUCACUGACUGUUUAAGAUGUUGUUAUAUUCUUCUACCGUUACUUCCAUCUUCUGUAGAAGAGUUGUCUGGUUGCUGUUUGUUUCACAGGUUCAUUCUGAAGCUUUUUCAUAAGGUGAUGUCAUUUUCAUAUUCCCCUGGGAAAUCUUUCUACGCUCAGUUUCUAAUUGUGACGUUUGGCUGUGCAAGAACUGCUCCAACCCUAAAAAAAGCUCCAGUCUGUCCAAAUUUGAACCCAGGUUUUACAGCAGGAAUUGGAGACCAAGUUGUAAGAGCCUACUGAUUCCCUGUUAACGCUGCCCUUAAAAAGUUGUUCAAAAUUCACUUGGAGACAAGCGUGUAGCAUUUCUGUAGACCAAACUGGCUUCUUGAUUCUGAAGUUACUAGUAAAAUGCAAGCUUGGUACAAGGGGUGAUGUGGGAGAGCUGCUUGGGUGCACAGCACCCUCUCGGGAAGCUCCUUUUCCCGGAGAGCAGCGCUGUCACGCAGCACCCACAGCCUCAGGGGGUCCACGUGGCCUCGUUCUCCUCCCCCAGCAGCAUUUGUGGAAGCAGACUCAGCUACGCCGUUCUCUGAUGGGGCUUCGUAGUCCCACAACUCCCCUCGUGGAAGGGCAGGACCAGCAAAUUGUUGGGGAAAGCCUCUGAAUAUUUCAAAUGGAGGAAAAGAACGAGCGGCUGUCGUGCCCCUGCUGCCCUACAGCAUGCGCAGCCUGGGGCUGUGUGCUGAGUGUGCAGAACUAGAAACUCAGGCUAACAACUGGAAGGUAUUAAAGGCGUUUCAGCAAGUGAGCUUUCUCUCCUGUGCCAUGUAUAAACACUGCACGGUGUGGAGGAGCUGCUGGGGUAUAUUCUUACACAGACGUUUAGGCUAAAACAGAAUUUCCCGUGGUAAGUGAAUUGGCGAACAGCGGCAGUCUGUGACACCUGCUGCUCUGUACAAUAAAUACACAAGGUGGUGGUAGCUUUCAAAAAGCGAGAUACUGGGAAAUCCACUUUCCUCUGCCAUCAUAUUCAGCAUGUCAGACGUUCAGUUCUUGAACCACUUUACAUAGCAUGAAGGCGCAAAUCCGCAGAACUAGGAGCCUCAAGGCCGUAGCUCUGACUUCCACGGGAGCUAGCUGACAGGCCAGAUGCCUCUGUAGGUUUAUGCCCGAGUGUAAGGUGUAAGAGAGGGGUGCAGUUAGUGCUGCUGGUAGCUGAGGUUCUCCAGGUGAGCACUGAGUCGUGUGGGUUGGUCACCCAGUCCCUUCACCCAAAGGAUGAGUGGCUGCGGCUAACGGGUUUUGGAGGCGCCACGUGGUCACCUUGCAGAGGCGAAAAAGAUGGGUUGUUUCCCACUGUUGGCCGUGUAAGUCAUUUUAAGGCUGCAUUUUAAAAGCGAUUGCAUUAAAAGAACCCCGGUGUCA